AUGGAUUGUACCCCAUUUGAGUUCUCAUCGAAUAAUACAACAACAACAACAACAAAAACUACUACUACUACUACUACUACUACUACUACUACUACUACUACUACUACUACUACUACUACUACUACUACUACUACUACUACUACUACUACUACUACUACUACUACUACUACUACUACUACUACUACUACUACUACUACUACUACUACUACUACUACUACUACUACUACUACUACUACUACUACUACUACUACUACUACUACUACUACUACUACUACUACUACUACUACUACUACUACUACUACUACUACUACUACUACUACUACUACUACUACUACUACUACUACUACUACUACUACUACUACUACUACUACUACUACUACUACUACUACUACUACUACUACUACUACUACUACUACUACUACUACUACUACUACUACUACUACUACUACUACUACUACUACUACUACUACUACUACUACUACUACUACUACUACUACUACUACUACUACUACUACUACUACUACUACUACUACUACUACUACUACUACUACUACUACUACUACUACUACUACUACUACUACUACUACUACUACUACUACUACUACUACUACUACUACUACUACUACUACUACUACUACUACUACUACUACUACUACUACUACUACUACUACUACUACUACUACUACUACUACUACUACUACUACUACUACUACUACUACUACUACUACUACUACUACUACUACUACUACUACUACUACUACUACUACUACUACUACUACUACUACUACUACUACUACUACUACUACUACUACUACUACUACUACUACUACUACUACUACUACUACUACUACUACUACUACUACUACUACUACUACUACUACUACUACUACUACUACUACUACUACUACUACUACUACUACUACUACUACUACUACUACUACUACUACUACUACUACUACUACUACUACUACUACUACUACUACUACUACUACUACUACUACUACUACUACUACUACUACUACUACUACUACUACUACUACUACUACUACUACUACUACUACUACUACUACUACUACUACUACUACUACUACUACUACUACUACUACUACUACUACUACUACUACUACUACUACUACUACUACUACUACUACUACUACUACUACUACUACUACUACUACUACUACUACUACUACUACUACUACUACUACUACUACUACUACUACUACUACUACUACUACUACUACUACUACUACUACUACUACUACUACUACUACUACUACUACUACUACUACUACUACUACUACUACUACUACUACUACUACUACUACUACUACUACUACUACUACUACUACUACUACUACUACUACUACUACUACUACUACUACUACUACUACUACUACUACUACUACUACUACUACUACUACUACUACUACUACUACUACUACUACUACUACUACUACUACUACUACUACUACUACUACUACUACUACUACUACUACUACUACUACUACUACUACUACUACUACUACUACUACUACUACUACUACUACUACUACUACUACUACUACUACUACAACGAUUAUCAAAAGAAUUAAAAAUAUGAACUAA
Schistosoma bovis is the source of this 1608-nucleotide messenger RNA. The record is from the annotation of a GenBank genome assembly. NCBI's taxonomy places the organism in Eukaryota, Metazoa, Platyhelminthes, Trematoda, Strigeidida, Schistosomatidae.